AUGUUUAUCAACGCAAAGGUUCUUGCCAUCCUGGCUCUCGGUGCGGUCACUGCUACUGCAGGAUUCGUUGCCGAGAAAAUUGACAUCGAAGAACACGGUGCCAUCAAGGCCCGUAAUGACCCUGUUGUCGUCACAGUCACGGCCACUGUCACUGAGUGCCUCGUUCCGUCUGCUUCCUUGCCGUCGGUCUCCAGUGAGGUCAAGUCUACUGUUGUGACCAAGAUGACCACAAACAGCGAGGCAGUUACUGGGACCGAAAGUGUUCCUGCACCAACCUCCAGCAGCAAAUUGUCUUCCGAGACUACUAGCAUGAAGUCGGCUACUAGUGUUGUUAGCAAAGCAACAGAGUCUCAGGGCACUCCGACUACCACUCGCAAUUCCCCAGUUCCUACUAACGAUGCUGGGCGUAACUCUUUCGGGGUUGGAGGUGUCUUUGGUGCAAUUGCCAUCGCAAUUAUCAACAUUUUUUAG
Molecule: messenger RNA, 471 nt
Organism: Ophidiomyces ophidiicola
Lineage: Eukaryota; Fungi; Ascomycota; Eurotiomycetes; Onygenales; Onygenaceae
Exons: 3
Coding region: 1-471 (156 amino acids)
Source: RefSeq, a predicted model, not a curated record